CGUUCUUGUAAUAAAUCUCGACAAGAAAGAAAAAACUCGCCGUUCUUGUCCGCCGCCGGAGAUCUUCAGAGCAUCUUUACGCGCCGCCGCAGAGCCCGGGCACGUGCUCUAGGCGCGGGUGCGGUAAGCCCGCCACUCAAAAUCCAGCUCCACGGUUUUCUCUCCGCCGUCCCCAUAGCCGGCGCAGCACCUUCAUCUCUAAAGCUCCGCCGUGCUUCAUCACGUCGCAGCUGUCUCAACCCCCUCCGCAACUUCGGCGAUUGGUUCCGAGGAGAUGUCGUCGGUUGCUCUCAGUUGCCUAUCGCUGUAAUUGGAGGAACAGCGCAUGGCGGCCGUACCACAUCAUCUGCUAUAUGAGUUCGCCAAGGCCGCACUUAUCAAAAUAUUCGCCUUUCCUUAUGCCACGGUAUGCGACAUGUACUGCAACGGUGGAGCUGAUGCAGACAAGUGGGGUGACGCCCAAAUUGGUCGCUACAUAGGAAUCGAUGCUUCUGCACCGGCUGUCAGUGAUGCCAUGCGUGAACUAUGGGAGAACAAAUGGAAGCAUUUUACCACCGAGUUCAUUGAGUUGAACCCUUCUGCUGAGGACUUUGAAGCUCAGUUGCAAGAAAAAGGCAUCCAAGCAGAUAUAGUUUGCUGCAUGCAGAAUUUACAGUUAUGCUUUGAAACUGAGGAGCACGCAAAGAGGCUUCUCAAUAACGUAUCGUCAUUGCUCAAACCUGGAGGCUAUUUCCUUGGCAUAAUUCCUGAUUCAUCCACAAUAUGGACAAAAUAUCAAAAGAACGUUGAGGCUUCGCAUAAUAAGGGUCUGAAAACUGUUCCAAAUAGCAUCCGCUCCGAGAACUACACAAUUACCUUCGAAAUCGAGGAAGAAAAGUUUCCUUUCUUUGGAAAGAAGUACCAACUCAAAUUUGCCAAUGAAGCGAUGUUUGAGAAUCAUUGCUUGGUCCACUUUCCCAGCCUUAUGAGACUAGCAAGGGGGGUUGGACUUGAAUAUGUGGAGAUCCAGAAUUUGACUGAGUUCUAUGAUGACAACAGAACACAGUUUGCUCCAAUGCUUGGUAAUUGUGGUGCCAGUUUGGUGGAUCCUCGUGGAAAGCUUGUUGCUCGCUCCUACGAUAUUUUAGGCUUGUAUUCUACUUUUGUAUUCCAGAAGCCUGACCCAGAUGCAAUACCACCUAUUGUAACACCUGACUUGAAUGAUGCUGAUGACGCUCAUGAAGAGGAACGGCUCUGGAGGCAGCAGUUAGCAGUGGAUGAUGGGAGGCGCUCACAGGCAGAUGUCAUCCCGCUUGAUCCUGACCAGAAAGGCAUCCUGGGUCCGGGGCCUGCAGAUUUGAGACUAUAGUUUGCCAGAAAUUCAGAUGUAAAUUUGAACUUGCAGUGAUGAUGCGCCCUCGGUUGGUGGUGCAUUGUAGUACUCUGUUUAUGUUGUAACCUCUCCUGGUUUACUAGGUUGAUCUUAAGCUUAGCUGGCAGUUAACUCAAGGUUUGGAUAGUCGUUGAGUUCCACCAGGCCAAUGGCUAACCCACUGGCGCUGCAAUUUCAAUUUUUCAAGUUAAUUGUUGUAUCAGACACUCAAACGUGUUUUUGUACCUAGAGGAUAAACUUAAGUCCCGUGCAUUUUCAAGAUAA
Lolium perenne is the source of this 1636-nucleotide messenger RNA. RefSeq names its product mRNA cap guanine-N(7) methyltransferase 2. Gene Ontology annotation, cellular component: nucleus. Lineage: Eukaryota; Viridiplantae; Streptophyta; Magnoliopsida; Poales; Poaceae. Gene Ontology annotation, biological process: 7-methylguanosine mRNA capping. Gene Ontology annotation, molecular function: mRNA 5'-cap (guanine-N7-)-methyltransferase activity. The record is from RefSeq and is a predicted model, not a curated record.